This is a messenger RNA of Aspergillus mulundensis, 2349 nucleotides long. RefSeq lists its product as uncharacterized. The transcript has 7 exons. The coding region runs from base 1 to 2349 and encodes 782 amino acids. Lineage: Eukaryota; Fungi; Ascomycota; Eurotiomycetes; Eurotiales; Aspergillaceae. Gene Ontology annotation, molecular function: ATP binding; ATP-dependent chromatin remodeler activity. The record is from RefSeq and is a predicted model, not a curated record.
AUGAACGAUAAAUCGCCAAAGCGGACGAUCUGGGAGGCUGAAGAUGGAAGCGAAGAGAGGGAGGAGAGGGAUCGGUCCAAACGGUUUGAGGCAACCACGAGCCUCAGGCCGCCGCGGCUCUUCUCUUCUCCGCACAACAGCCCCUCCCCCAGUCCUCUAUCGUCUCCUUUCAUCUUAUCCCCUUUCAUUCCCAGUACUGGCACUGCCAACAGUCCUUCGGACCGGUAUGUUGACGAGCCGUCGAAUGAACCGCCUUUAUCGACCGUGGGCCGUUACGAACGGGCACAAGGGGAUGGUGCUGCAGGCGGCAUCACCGCAGAGCCCGAAGACGCUUGCUUCGGAAUGUUAUGCGAAGUGAAAGCUCGAUUGAAGGACGAUGCGAGAAUCGCGGAGAGCACGUCCCGAGUUGCCCGCGAUGGUUCAGGCGAGGAGAUGGUACGACUCACAAUGGUACAACGGGACAAUCACUUGGCUCUUCAGUUCUCAUCGGGGGUUGAUAUUGCCGUCUUAAAUACCAGAGUUACGCAAACAAUCCACGGUCUGGAUAAGCUCUGCAGAAUUGAAUACGAUCUACUUGUGGAGGGCAAGGAGUUAGCCGGAGCAAUAUCAACAUGGAUGAGUAGCGGGAAGGCCGUUGACUUCAACGUGGAGAUAGUGAUAUCUGGGCCCUCGGUCCACAGGGAUGAAAUAGGAUCGAUCUUGUCACAUUACGGCUUCUACCUUCAGGUUCCCCGGUACAACAUUCAAGGCAGAGUGUACGACAACCCUCAUGUUUGGGAUCUAGGACAAUCGACGGAGGUCCUGCAAAUUCAGUCUUGCUCGAAUGGCGGACAGAGUCUCAAUAUCGUUGCAGAAGCGUCGUCUUUCCUCGACACUCUUGACCAGUCCACACUGCUAGGCGCCGCUCAAAUUGACAAAAGGGUGACCCAGAGACUACUAAGUCAUCAACGAACCGGGGUCGAUUUUAUCGCUCAACGAGAGGGUUGGCAACCCUCGACAUCCUUCGCGCUAUGGCAUACUGUCACCAAGGGAAAGACAAAGUAUUAUGAACAUAAGAUCACCGGCGCUAGGAAUAUCUCUCAACCCCAGGACAAGGCCGGGGGAAUUCUGGCGGACCAGAUGGGACUAGGAAAGACGUUGACUAUUCUUUCUGCGAUUGUCGGAAGCUUGGGCCUUGCAAGGCUAUGGGCGACCUCGGAGCCGUCUACUUCCUUGUCGAAAGUUGGAGCUACGCUCGUUAUCGUACCAUCAGAAACAAUCAUCAGCCAAUGGAAACGUGAGAUCGCAAGCCACCUUGCUGCGCAUUCUAUCCGGAUCAUGAAGUACCAUGGAUCAAACCGUGCACACGGUAGUAGUAAUUUCGCGGCAUGUGAGAUCGUACUAUCAACCUACGCCACUGUCUCUGCUGAAUUUCGGGCCGGUGCGAGCCGUCUUCAUGCUGUCCAGUGGUUUCGCGUAGUACUUGACGAAGCUCAUAAUAUCCGGGAUUCGAGUACAGCGCAGUUUAGAGCAGUCGCCAGUUUACCCGCCCAGCUUAGAUGGUGUCUCACCGGCACCCCCAUCCAGAACUCUUUGCAAGACCUCGGCAGCUUGGUUCGAUUCUUGAGAAUCUCGCAGCUCGAUAGCAAUCCCUACUUCCGGCAGCACAUUACGACGCCGGUCGAAAAAGGACAAGCAGUUGGUCUUACCAACCUCAAGAUCCUGUUACGCUCGAUUUGUCUAAGACGCACCAAGGAACUGCUGAAACUUCCAGAGCCCGAGAGAACUAUACAUGAAGUUAAACUGUCCUUGGUUGAAACAUCCGAAUACUCUCGCAUUAUUGAGCAAGUCAAUCUGACGGUUGAAACCGCUGUAUCGGAAGGCAGACCAGCUGAUGCACGUCGCGCGGUUUUCAAGAUGAUUCUCAAACUAAGGCUCCUAUGCACUCUUGGAACGUUUUAUCGCGCAUGGGAAGCAUACGGAGAGGAUGCUACCUCACAGGAAGAGAGAUUUGCGUUGUUACAGCAAUCGGAUGAGGCGAAAUGCGCAGUGUGCUCUUGUGAUAUCUUGUCCAUCGACGAUCCCACCCAUCAGGACUAUGGUGUUUUUACCCAGUGCCAUCAUCUACUGUGCCUCGAUUGCUUCGGCCAAUGUAACGAGAACCAAACAGCGCCUAUCAACAAGAUUUUCACAAAGCGGCCCAAGAAACAACAAUGUCCGAUAUGCGGCAAAAGCGGCAAGCGGGAGAAAACAAACAAUCAGGACCGAUUUAAACCAACCGCCUCGAACAUCGCCAACCUUGGCCAGUCAGAAAAGCUUUCGUGCUUGAUGAGUGACAUAUCAGUGCAGUGUCGGACCGAUAAGAUGUGA